GGGUACAUCCUUCAUGAAGCGAAGCAGCCUGCCUGCCUGCCACCGCCGCUGCUGCUCAAACGUGGAGAAAAAGGACACGGAGAGGGGACGCUCGCAGCUCCAUUGUUAGUCGACUCUGGUUAAAUUUACGGCUCUGUCGACAUAUUUAAUGCGUUUUUAACCUCGGCGCUGGACCAGACAGAGAGGGGAGUGUUUGUGAUUCUCCUCAGGACGAGACGCGGCGGAUCAAAGGAUACUGAAGUGGGUGAAGAACUGGCUGUUCAAGAAGAAGAGUGAGAGUCCCCAACCCUCCUCAGCAACAGCAGCCCAUCAGUAUCCAAACCUUAGGAGGAGGUGAUGAAACCGGAUGGGGUUAAUAUGGAAACCACGGAGCCCACUGAAGCUGCAGCAGUAGCAGAGCACCCCCCAUUGCAGGACGUCACAACAGAGCAAGCCCCAUCACAACCAGGGGAGACUGCAAAUGAUGUAGCACCUGAACCAGCUCCAAAGGCCAAUGGCAAGGCAGUAGCAGCAGACCCCAAAGCCAAAACUAAAGCUGUCUCGGCUAAAAUCCCGCCAACAGCUAAAUCAGCAGGAGCUACAAGACCAGUAACGGCCUCCCAGCGCACAGUCAACGAUGUCAAAUCAUCCAAUAAUGUUUCUGCAGCUGCAAAGAAGGCAACAACAUCAACAUCUGCAAAAGCAUCAGCAACGGGGCCUGCAUCUAAAAGACCGGUGGGUGUCGCAGCUGUUUCCUCAACGCUCAAGAACCAAACUAAAGUGCCGGACAGGAAGCCUGUGGGAGCAGCCAGGACAACCUCCGCUGCUGCCACGGCAACAAAUGGUACCAAACCGACCACAGCAAACGGGACCCCUAAGAGGAGACCAGUGGCUGAGACUGUUAGACCCAAAACCACAGCUUCUUCCAACAGACCAGCGUCUUCCACUGCUCCGAAACCCAGCACUUCAACCACAACAACAAGACCUGCUGCUGGAGCCACGGCAAAGACCACCAGGCCUGCUACAGCUCCCCCAACAUCUCGACUUGCCUCCACCACCACAUCCAGGCCUACUUCAUCUGUAACCAGCAAGCCCUCCACCACCGCAGCUGCCAAAACCACCGCUUCUAGAGCUACUACAGUACCCUCUACUGGCAGGACCACUACAGCACAGCUGCCCAAAACUGCUGCUGCUGCUAAGAAAGAUGUCAGUCGACCACCUCCUGCUGCAAUGGCAAAGAAACCGUUAACUACAACAUCCUCCGCUACCAAAAAACCUGAAUCCUCUAAACCUGCCACCACCACCACCGUGAAGCAGAACUCUGCCUCUAAACUGUCAACGACCGCAAAGGCAGCAGAAACCAAGGUGUCGCAAACCAAAGCCCAACCGCCCGCUAAAUCUGCUCCCGCAAAGAAACCCGCGGCUGCUGCUCGAUUACCUGCCCUCAACAGACCUCCGAUUGGCCGAACCCCACCUGCUUCUCCAGUCAACAAACCUGCAAACAGCAGCGCCGCUCUGUCCAAACGCGGUGCCAAACCAACUCAGGCUGUCCCCCCGUUCACUGCCGCAAAAAAGACCGGGGUUUCAAAUACCACCACGCCUGCUGUGGAAACACAGCACGCUGAUAAUGCAACGGUAGCAACAGUAGCAGCUGCCACAGCAGCGAUUGUGCUAGCAGAAUCUCAAUCUGAGACUGCAGAGUCCCCUCCACAAGAAUCAUCACUUGUGGCACCUGCACUAGAGGAGGUCUCGCUCCCAGUCUUGGCCCAGGAUACCACACCGGAUGUGGAACCUGAAGAGACUGUCCAAAGCCAUGCAGCUGCCUCCGCUCCUCCAGAAAGCCUCGUCCUGACACAAACAACUUCCCCCCAGGAGCAGCCGGAAAGCAAUGCUCCCUUACAAACAACACAGGAGCAGAUCCCUGCUCCAGCUGAUCCUGAAGUACCACCAGUGGCCUCCUCUUCAGACCUCCAGAAGGAGUCUGUGAACCCAUUUACAGACCAAACCCCUUCCAUCUCUCAAGCCCCUCCAGUAACGGAAAGUCCCCUCACUCAGUUACCUCCUCAAAGUAAUCUUAAUGAUGAGGAGGAUGAAGAGGAGCAGUGGGAGAGCCAGCAGGUGUCCGUGUCUGAAAUGAGUGGAACCACACAGCCCACAGAGGAGUCUCGCCCCGGCUCGGCUGGACUGGUCAGAGGGUCUGCUUGGAGAGCCAGCGGCGCCCUGCUGUCCGAGCUGGACUCUGAGGAGGUGAGUGGCAGUCAGCAGGGUGCAUCUGAACUGAGCGCCCCCGGCGUCCUGGAGGGCACAGAGAGCAUGGACGAUCUGGGAGACGGCAGCCUGAAGGGAGCGAUCGACAUGGAAGGAGCCUCGGCCGGUUCACCUGACUUUGAGAAAGUUCCCGACAUUCCCGUUAACGACUUUGAUGAGGAUGAGGAAGACGACGAGGACGACGAUCGGGUGUGUGACAUGGAUGUGGGCUCGGAGCGAGCCGAUGAACCGCAGAGACCCAGGCACGACAACGACGUGGAUGAGGAAGAGGACGAUGAAGAUGUGGAGAUGGCCAGUGAGGGUGUGACAGAGAGCGGGCUGGAGAGCUAUGGGAAUGCAGACGAGGAUGACUUCGCUGAAGACGAACGGCUCGACAACUUGAACAGAGUGGCUGAGCCGCCGCCGCCUCCCUUGCUGCCGUCCGCCCCCGCCGCUCAGUGGGACCAACCAAACCCCUUCGCUGAUCACUGGGCAGAACCUCUGCAGCCACAGCAGGUCCUGGAAAACGUCUCCCAGGCAGCAGGAGCGGCUGCAGCAAGCCCUUUGGCGGACCCCUGGCAAGCGGACUCAGAAACCCCAACUCAGACCCCAGCCCAGGCCUGGCUAGAACUCAGCUCUGGUCCUUUUGGUUCUGAAGAAGCUCCCCAUCAGUCCUCUGUUAAAGAUGAGGCAGAAAAUCUAGAGGCCAGACUGUACAUGGAUCAGUCCAGCCCUGCACCCUUGCUGACCCUGCCUUCUGCUGCUGGGAUGUCUCUGUCAAGCACCCUGAGCAGCGAGACCAGCACACCUGAGGAGCUGGCUGACCCUGUGAGGCUCCGCCCCCAAGAUGCACAGGUUGCAGGGCUUUCCCCACAGCCUGACCAGGACUAUCAGGAGGAAGGAGACCAGGAAGAAGAGGAGGAAGCUGAGGCGGAGACCCUGCCCGCAGAUGAAGUCCUAGGAGGUCCUGCAACCGCCCCCACCUCAAACCCCUCGUCGUCGUCGGUAACUGAAGAUGAAGCCAGCGACACAGAGGGAGAGGCUCAGCUGGAGGAUUCAUUGGAGACCCCGGCGGUGGCGAAUAUAAUCUUUGACAGUCAGGCCGCGACCCGCCGCUGCCUGUCUGUCGUGGAGGAAGGGGAGGAGGCCGAAGUGAGCGCCUGCGCAGUCGAAGACAUAACCCCGCCUUCAGCUACAUCCCUGGCGUCUUACGGCUUUGACACCACGACCACGGCUUCAAACUCCAACGCCCAGUCCACGGGAGAGAGCUGCGUCAAAAGCCCGGGCAUCUUCUCCCUGGAGGAGCUACCUGAAGAGGUCAAAGAGCCAUUUCUGAUCCCACAGCCUGCCGCGGCGCCGUCCCUCGCAGAGCAUCAGUACAUCGAGUGUGGGAAACAGGAAGCAGAGUCGGCUGAGCAUGUCAGAGAGGAAGAGGAGGAAGCCCUGGACCCUUCAUCCACUCCCAUCACUAUGCAGCAAACAGAAGAAAACCCCGAAGACAUCCAGCCUCCUUACUAUUCUGCUAUCUGUGAAAAGACUGAAAACUCUUACGCAGGCUUCACUGCACUGCCGCACCCUCACCGCCGCGAUCACGCAGCGUACCCCAGAACCUACUGCGACAUCAUCAAACCUCCCGCAGCCCCCCCGCCGAAGCUGACCUGCGCCGACCUCCCGCCCCGGAGCCUCGGGCGGCAGGCGCUGAGCCCGCAGCUCCGCAGGCUGGAGCAGCACCAGAAGCAGCUGCUGGAGAUGCAGCACCGCCGGGAGCAGCAGAGCCGGCCGCUGGAGGAGCUGCAGCAGCAACAAGAGGAGCUGAAGCAGAGGCAGCAGAUCAUGCAGUGGCAACAGGAGCUGCAGGAGUCCAACAAGGGGCAGACGGUGGUGCUGUCGCCGUCCUCUGGCCUGUGCACCAUCUAUGAAGCUCUGGAGAACACCGAUGAAGAGGAAGGUGAAGAUGAGGGAAUAAAGGAGCUCAAGCACACCAAGAAGAAGAAACAGAGCAAGCAAGAGACGGAGAACAAGACAGAGAAGGACGACGCCUGUGAAAAGGUGAAAAAAGAUGAAGAGAAACAUGAGGACUCUGCUGUGUCCACAGAGGACCCUCCUCCUCCUCCUCCUCUUAGCCCAGACUCCCCUCAGACACCCAGCAACGACUCCCAGGACGGAGACAGCCCCCUCUCUCUCCCCCCUGAGUCUCCCGAGCGGCCUCCACCCCUGGAUCUGGACUGGGGGAAGAAAGUGGACAUCGUGCAGCAGCUGAUCAAUCAGACUCUGAUGCUGAACAGAGACGGCUGCUCGUCCCUGCUGCUGCUGCCGGGACGAGCGGGAGGAACUCUGAGCCCGCUGGAGAGCAGCCUGUGGCCCAGCCUGCUGCCUCCCCUCACCCCGCCCUCUGCCACCGUCACCUCCGUCAGCAGCUUCUCCCCAGAGGCCACUGGGAGCUCCCCACAGGGCGAGUGGACGGUGGUGGAGCUGGAGACACAUCACUGA
Molecule: messenger RNA, 4716 nt
Organism: Labrus bergylta (ballan wrasse)
Lineage: Eukaryota; Metazoa; Chordata; Actinopteri; Labriformes; Labridae
Source: RefSeq, a predicted model, not a curated record